Molecule: messenger RNA, 1991 nt
Organism: Phycodurus eques (leafy seadragon)
Lineage: Eukaryota; Metazoa; Chordata; Actinopteri; Syngnathiformes; Syngnathidae
Gene: chn1
Product: chimerin 1
Exons: 7
Coding region: 374-1378 (334 amino acids)
Biological process (GO): regulation of GTPase activity; signal transduction
Molecular function (GO): GTPase activator activity
Source: RefSeq, a predicted model, not a curated record
CCUCACUCUGCCUGCCCUGACAGCAUCCAAACACAGUGUGCAACCUCUGUUCCAGGGAGAAUAUCAACUCAGCACAGGGAGGAGAGGAUUAACGCCGCCGCACAUCUCAUCUGCAUACGUGUUCCGAGGGAGCCGCAUGACGAGCCAAGGCUUUUUUGGUCUAAAACCUUUGUCCUCUCUGUGUCUGCAUUACCAGGACUCUUUUUGCGACAGCGAUACCAGGACUCUUCUUAUUUGGACUCUUGAGUAAUUUCAUCCACACCUCAUCGACAAUAACGUUGUUUGGCAAGGAUUUGCUGAAAGUGUUAAGGGAGCUUCUUCAUGUUUGGACAUUGGCGCUGUCUCUUGCUGCCGGGAGACGGCCGAGUCUAGGAUGCCGUCUAAAGAGCCCUAUGAGGCUCACAAGGAGGACAAGUCCCUGGUGCAAAGGGCCAAACAAGAGGCCAAUCAGGAAGAGAUUUUGGCAGCCACCUUGGGGAUGAGGAUGGGGCCCGAGAAACCUUCAGCCACCUUCUGGCAGCCACUUAAACUCUUCGCCUAUUCACAGCUCACUUCUCUUGUCCGUAGAGCCUCGCUGAAGGAAACUGACCGCACGCCAAUAUCGGAGAAAGUCCAUAACUUUAAGGUCCAUACCUUCCGCGGGCCUCACUGGUGUGAGCACUGUGCCAGCUUCAUGUGGGGCCUGAUGGCUCAGGGGGUCAAGUGUGCAGACUGCGGCGUGAACGUCCACAAACAAUGUUUACCUCUGGUUCCCAACAACUGCAAGCCAAGUCUGAGACACAUCCGGAAAGUUUACAGCUGCGACCUCACCACCUUGGUGAGUGCCCACAACACGGCGCGACCCAUGGUGGUGGACAUGUGCAUACGAGAGAUUGAGUCAAGAGGACUGAAGUCCGAAGGUCUGUACAGAAUAUCAGGAUUCAGCGAUUCCGUGGAAGAAGUCAAGACGGCGUUCGACAAAGCUGGCGAGAAGACGGACAUCUCAGUGAAAGCGUACGAAGACAUCAACAUCGUCACGGGCGCUCUGAAGCUCUACCUCCGGGAUUUGCCUGUCCCCGUCAUCGCGUACAACGCGUACCCCAGGUUCAUCGAGGCCGCGAAACUCACGGACCAGGACAAGAAGCUUGAAGCUUUCGGAGAGGCGUUGGCUACGCUGCCCUCGUCACACAAUGAAACACUCAAGUAUCUCAUGGCGCACUUAAAAAGGGUGACCCAAAAUGAGAAAUACAACCUGAUGAACGCCGAGAACCUGGCCAUUGUUUUCGGGCCCACUCUAAUGCGCACCCCGGAUCUUGACGCUAUGACCGCCCUCAAUGACAUCCGCUACCAGAGGCAGGUGGUGGAGGUGCUCAUUAAAAAUGUAGACACGCUCUUCUGAACACACAUCAAGACAAGAUGCUGCAGACAGACAAGCCCUCAAACCGGCUUUUUGUUAAGAAAAAAAAAAAAAAUUAAUGAAUUGAUUCAUUUUUUUAUAUAAAUGCCCCUAGUAUUGUAUGGACUCUUCUUACCAUGCACUAGGUAUAGAUGAUGAACCUUACACUUUGUACUCUAUGCCUCCCCAUUUUUGUCGGGGGAUUUAUAUGUAAAGCUGCCAUACCAGCAUGCAUCAGUGCUUUGUAGCCGUAUCUCAGCAUGCGGAAAGAUUGUUUUGCUGUGAUUUAUUGAUUUUGUCUGUGUGGUGAUAGAUGUAGUCCACAUUCCCACCUGCCUAGCGUGCAGUCGUUUCUUCAAAUUUUGAAUAGAUUCAACUAAAAAUAAGCUAUGGAUUUUUAAAUUUUUUUUUUUUUGGGGGGGGGGGGGGAUUUUUACAAUGUCUUAUUUUUUUAUUACCUUGUUGUUGAAUGAGCCUUUCAGACUUCCCUGUCAAUGUGUACACACUGGUGCAUUUGCCUGACUUAUUUGUGCAUUAUUUGUGAAUUAAUGUUGUACUGUCAUUUGUACACAACUUGUGCAUGACCAGUUUAAUUUAUUAAACUGAUAAAACACUG